AUGGAGUGGUCUAGGGGUCCCAUAAUCGGCCGGGGCUCCUCCGCCACCGUCUCUCUUGCCACCACCGCCUCCGGUCAGCUCUUCGCCGUUAAGUCCACUGAGCUCUCUACCUCCAGCUUCUUGCAAAAAGAACAACGUUUUCUUUCUCAGCUUAGCUCUCCCCACGUAGUCAAGUACAUGGGUUUUGACAUUAGCAAAGAAAGAAACAAGCCUAUGUACAAUCUUUUCAUGGAGUAUGUACCCGGUGGUACGCUUUCUAAUCUGAUUAAGAAGCGAGGAGGUUCACUUGAUGAGUCAAUGAUUCAAACCUAUGCUCAUCAAAUCCUUCAAGGAUUGGAUUACCUUCACUUGAAUGGAUUGGUGCACUGUGACAUAAAGGGUCACAAUGUUCUGAUUGACAAAGAUAGAGUGAAGAUUGCUGACUUGGGUUGUGCUAGAUUGGUGGAAGAAGAUGGAGGCGCCGCCACAUCCAUGUUUUCCGGUACACCGGUUUUCAUGGCGCCGGAGGUUGCACGCUGGGAAGACCAGAAAUUCCCAGCUGACAUAUGGGCUCUUGGGUGUACCUUCAUUGAAAUGGCCACCGGGUCUAACCCAUGGCCGGAGGCCAAUGAUGCUGUGUCGGCUCUGUAUCGAAUUGGGUAUUCCGGUGAUAUACCGGAAAUCCCAAGUUGGUUAUCGGAGGAGGCUAAAAAUUUUCUCACCAAGUGUUUGAUUAGAGAUUCAAAAGAACGGUGGACAGCUAAACAGCUACUGCAACACCCAUUUUUAGAUGGCUUGGGGACUAAUCCUCAGCAAGAAGAAAACCUUAAUCGGAAUUCUCCGACUAGUGUGUUGUCUCAAGGCUUUUGGGAUUCAUCAGAGGUGUCAGAAACUUCUCCAACUCCGACCGUUGUGGGUUCAUCAUCAAAUUCUUCGGCGGAGAGGUUCCGGCGUUUGAUCGGAGAUACUUUGUCAUCAGGUUUGAAUUUACCCAAUUGGACAGAGGAUGAGGAGGAUUGGGUGAAUAUUAGAAGCAAUCAAAUUGAGGAAAGUUUCAAACUUUACCAGCAAAAUUACGUCGUGGACGAAGACGACAGAGAGUUGAUAAAUGGAGAAGGAGAGUCAUUCACUUUUUCAAUUGCUAAUGGAGAAGAACUUGAGAUCUCAUUGGGAAAUGGGGAUUUGUUGUUAGAGUCCUACGUGGAUAACAUUAGCAGCAUUGAUCGUUCUUGUAUUAGUACAUACCUUGGGAAAUCAUGUGUAACAGUUAAAGAUGUUUUUGACCCGAAAGGGGUUGACUCUGAAUCAGUCCGAAUGGCUCGACUUUAUUCCGUCUACGUUAUCUAG
Molecule: messenger RNA, 1326 nt
Organism: Ilex paraguariensis (yerba mate)
Lineage: Eukaryota; Viridiplantae; Streptophyta; Magnoliopsida; Aquifoliales; Aquifoliaceae
Source: the annotation of a GenBank genome assembly